UUCUGCAACAAGAUGGCGGUCGUUCCAGAGAACAGAGUCCUCUCCUUCAGUGUUUUUAAAUGGAGCUCUUAUUCCUCCACAUAUUUACCAGAAAACAUCUUGGUGGACAAACCCAAUGACCAGUCCUCCAGGUGGUCGUCUGAGAGCAAUUACCCUCCACAGUACUUAUUGUUGAAAAUGGAAAGGCCUGCGAUCGUUCAGAGCAUCACCUUUGGGAAGUAUGAGAAGACUCACGUGUGCAACCUGAAGAAGUUCAAAGUGUUUGGUGGGAUGAGUGAAGAGAACAUGACAGAACUCCUGUCCAGUGGCCUGAAGAAUGACUACAACAAGGAGACCUUCACCUUGAAGCACAAGAUUGACGAACAGAUGUUUCCCUGCAGAUUUGUUAAAAUAGUGCCUCUGAUGUCUUGGGGGCCCAGUUUUAACUUCAGUAUCUGGUACAUUGAGCUGCAUGGCAUUGAGGAACCUGAUGUAGUGCAGCCCUGUCUUAACUGGUACAGCAAGUACCGGGAACAGGAAGCGAUCCGCCUGUGCCUGAAGCACUUUCGGCAGCAUAACUACACAGAGGCCUUUGAGUCGCUGCAGAAGAAGACGCGCAUUGCGUUGGAACACCAAAUGCUGACACACCUUCACGACCGCCUGGUGCUCCGGGGAGACUUUGACGCCUGUGAGGAGCUCAUCGACAAAGCCGUCAAAGACGGUUUAUUUAACCAGUACAUCAGCCAGCAAGAGUACAAGCCAAGAUGGAGUCAGAUCAUCCCCAAGAGUAACAAAGGUACAACCGCCCAAGAGCCAAGCCCAGACGACAUGAACAGUGAGACAAACUACUCAAGUAAUGAGGAUGACAACAGACCAGGGAUGAGGGGAGGUCAUCAGAUGGUCAUCGACGUUCAGACAGAGACGGUGUAUCUUUUUGGGGGCUGGGACGGCACACAGGACCUGGCUGACUUCUGGGCCUACAGUGUUCAGGAGAACCAGUGGGUCUGCAUCUCCAGAGACACAGAGAAGGAGAGUGGUCCCAGUGCGCGGUCCUGUCACAAGAUGUGCAUCGACAGCCAGCGGCGGCAGAUCUACACGCUCGGCCGCUACCUAGACUCCAGCGUCAGGAACAGCAAGUCUCUGAAGAGUGACUUCUACCGUUACGACGUCGACGCCAACACCUGGACACUGCUCAGCGAGGACACGUCAGCCGACGGCGGGCCCAAGCUCGUCUUUGACCACCAGAUGUGUAUGGACUCGGAGAAGCACAUGAUCUAUACGUUUGGCGGUCGGAUCCUGAUGUGUAACGGCAGUGUGGAGGACAGCAGGACGUCCGAGCCCCAGUUCAGUGGGCUGUAUGCCUUCCACUGCCAGGCCGGAACCUGGAGCCUGCUCAGAGAAGACUCCUGCAACGCUGGGCCUGAGGACGUCCAGUCACGCAUCGGACACUGCAUGCUCUUCCACACUAGGAAUCGUUGUCUGUAUGUGUUUGGAGGUCAGAGGUCAAAGACGUACCUGAAUGACUUCUUCAGCUACGACGUGGACGGGGACCAUGUGGAGAUCAUCUCAGACGGAACCAAGAAGGACUCCGGCAUGGUGCCGAUGACGGGCUUCACCCAGAGGGCCACCAUAGACCCAGAGCUGAAUGAGAUCCACGUCCUGUCUGGCCUCAGCAAGGACAAGGACAAACGAGAGGAGAACGUCCGUAACUCCUUUUGGAUCUACGAUAUCGCACGCAACAACUGGUCGUGUGUGUAUAAGAAUGACCAGGCGGUGAAGGAGAACCCCAGUAAGGCUCUGCAGGAGGAGGAGCCCUGUCCACGCUUCGCCCACCAGCUGGUCUAUGACGAAAUGCACAAGGUGCACUACCUGUUUGGAGGUAACCCAGGGAAGUCGUGCUCUCCUAAGAUGCGUCUGGAUGACUUCUGGUCCCUCAAGCUGUGUCGCCCCUCUAAGGAGUACCUGCUCCGACACUGCAGAUACCUAAUCAGGAAGUACAGGUUUGAGGAGAAGGCCCAGUCAGAGCCUCUGAAUGCUCUGAAGUACCUGCAGAACGACCUCUCUCUGACUGUGGACCACACCAACCCUGACGAGACCAAAGAGUUCCAGCUCCUGCCCUCGGCUCUCUUCAAGUCCAGCUCUGACUUCAUCCCUCUGGGUUUCUCAGACGUGGACCAGACGUAUGCCCAGCGCACGCAGCUCUUCGACACGCUCGUCAACUUCUUCCCGGACAGCAUGACCCCGCCCAAGGGUAACCUCGUUGACCUCAUCACACUCUAGCCCCGCCCCACAACCACCACCACCAUACGCCAAUAAGACUCACUGAUUGGCUGGCCCAAAGCCAAACGUAAUAUUUUUCUACACUUGACCCUUCCAAGUUCAGGGGUGCUCUGCUCGCGGACUGCACUUGUUGACCCCCUCUUUAGGACGUUGGUUCUUCAACAGUGGUACUGAACUGAACUAAAAGGGCAAAUGAGGGUCAGACCACUUGCGAUUAAAGGGGUUGAUACUAAAUAUCACUGUGUCAAAAAAAAAAAAAAAAAAACUACAAAUCCCCUCACCCCCCCCAAGUGUUUCCUAAGCCUGAUAGUCUUUGUUGAAUAAACUGAUUUAACAGGACAAAAAUAACCCAGAACUCUGCCAAACAUAUAUAUUCUGUGUUAAUUCAUUUGAUUUGUGAGGUUUACAUGAGACUUUUACAUGCUGCGUUUGAGUUUGCUUGGCAUUAGUAGCCUGUUAGAUCAAAGAGGAGUCUAUAUUGCUCUUUUUUUCCACUCUGUCUUGCAUUUCUCUCUCUCUCUCUGUCACACACAUGCAAACACACACAAACCUGCUUGCAAAAGUAGUUGUGUUACUUAAUGGCACCCUGUCAGCGCUAUGUACACUGAAUAUACCUUCAACCAAGUUCAUGCUUUUGUUUGCUUGCUCUGCCCGUAUUAUUGGCAGCCAUAUUAAAUACCCCAUAUUUAUAAUAAUGACGGCCAUGCUGUUUCACACUACGUGUCAAAAUGUUAAUUGUGUUAUAUAGAAACAAUAGAAUAAUGAUCCUAAGAGACAAAAUAUAUAUAUAUAUAUAUAUAUAUGUAUGUAUGUGUGUAUAUAUAUAUAUAUAUGUGUAUAUGUAUAUGUAUAUAUAUAUAUGUAUAUAUAUAUAUGUGUCAAAUGAACUUAAAUCAAUUAAAUUCUCUAUCAAUGUAAAAAUCAAUCUUUAUGGGUUGAGGGAAAACAUUGUCAUGUUGUCAAAAGCCUGUGAUUCUGGUAAUGGCUACUGUAGCUUUAGUGUGAUGAUGUAACCAUGGAUCUGUCACUGAGGCAUGGUGGGAAAUGUAGUCCAAGUAUGAAUGUUCUUUUUUAAACUUAAACUCCCCGUCUUGUAAGAUAACUGCAAAAUGAUGGUCCUGCUGUAUCACAGGGAUGUUUUUUUAAUUUUUAUGUACAAACACACAUCUAUACGCACGUGAUCUCAUUGGCUGGGAUGUAUCUUCCUUUGACGAUGUGAGGCGUUAUUUUAUGGGUAAAGGAAGAAUGAAUGAUGGCAUUCAUUGAGGGAGAGCCCAGUCUCCCCAUUCAGCUAUGACCUGAUUACUGGGUUCUCUCUGUUUCUUAUGCAAACAGUGAUGACUAGACAUUCUUCAUUUCCGACCUAAAGAAAUACAGAACACUACAUUUCAUUCUUACUCAGAAUAAGGCAGUAGGAGAAUUCACAAGUGAUCUCUAACACCAAGUUAUCAAAUGGUAUCUGUCUUGUGGCUCCAGCCAAAGUUUGGAUGUACAGGAAAUGUUUUUGAUUGUUUCAUAAUCAUUAUGCUGGGACUGAGGAUGCCCUUCGAUAUAGCUGACAUUUGUGUGUGUGUCCGUCAAUAUGUGUGUUUGUCUCGGAUCGCCAGGGUAUUUUGUCUAGUCCACCUGUGUAACAUAAUACAAACAUAUGCCUCAUAGUGGUCUUCCAUUAAUCUCAGUAGGAGAGAUGAUUGAAGUGAUCCUCCUUCCCCUCCUCAAGAACAGAAGCAGCCUUCCAUUGCAUUGUAUGUAUUGUCUAUAUAUUUAACAUUUUUCUGAGACAGCUGUACAGUAUGCAGAGUACACUCUAGGCAAAGGCCUAUGGAGUCCGUGAAAUAUCCAUCCCCUUUGAUUUGAGAUCAAUCAACUCCACUAUCAGAUAACCAGAGAUGGAGGGUAGGACUAUUCAUAUUCAAGGCGGCAAACACUUAGUGCUUAAAUCCUGUCAAGGGUGGUAGAGCCAAACUUUAGAGAUACUUUGCCUUGUUAGAUCCUAUUUUGAAGUACUCAAUGAUUUCUCUGUUCGUUUGCACUCAUGCCCUCAGUAAUCAGUAUUAGCUUAAUUUGAAUCACAAUCAGUGUGUGCACGCUACACACACCUGUAUGCUUACAGUAUGUGAGCUUGAAACGUGUGUGUGUGUGCUUGUUUUUCUGUUUGCUAAUGUAUUUCUUCUGCCAUCAUAUUAAGCUUAGUAAAUAUUAGCUCUCUGAUGAACUGAGAUCUAGAGCGAGAGAGGACUGUCAUACUUACCAUCAUAGCUUUGCAAUAAAACCUGUUAUUUAGGAUGGAAUCCAUUAUUUAUGGUCAUUAUCACAGAAUAGAAGGCUUUUGCAAUGAUUACAUUAGUUUCUAUUUUGUGUCAACCCCAAAAAAUAAGCUUAAGAAAACAUGAAAUAAAGAAGAAUGAAAGCACCUUUGCAAAAGAAAAAAAAAAUAUAUAUAUAUAUAUAUAUAUAUAUAUAUAUAUAUAUAAAACAAUGCCAAAUACUUUUUCUUUUGCUUAUUUUUGAGAGGGGAAGGAAAUCUUGACAUAAUUUUCAGAUAAAUGGAAUGUCAUUUUCUUCAUCUGCUGCCUCUUUCCAUUCUGCCCCUCUUCUCCACAACUGGAACUCAGGAGUAUGUGGGGUACUCUUGAGUGCGUGAAUGAGCACUACUCUGUGGAUAACGUGAAUGUGUAGAGAGCCUAUUGUAGAAUUGCGUUGUAUGUAAUGUACAUAACGAAUAAAGAUUGUAUUUUGUUCAGGUUUUCAUAAAUAAAUGACUGUUCUUUGA
Coregonus clupeaformis (lake whitefish) is the source of this 5032-nucleotide messenger RNA. Its product is annotated as muskelin. The record is from RefSeq and is a predicted model, not a curated record. The coding region runs from base 13 to 2259 and encodes 748 amino acids. NCBI's taxonomy places the organism in Eukaryota, Metazoa, Chordata, Actinopteri, Salmoniformes, Salmonidae. Gene Ontology annotation, cellular component: cytoplasm. The transcript has 18 exons. Gene Ontology annotation, molecular function: protein binding.